This is a messenger RNA of Neolamprologus brichardi, 452 nucleotides long. NCBI's taxonomy places the organism in Eukaryota, Metazoa, Chordata, Actinopteri, Cichliformes, Cichlidae. The record is from RefSeq and is a predicted model, not a curated record.
AUGGCUCAUUUUAUAAAUGUGAAGAAGGCUGGGAGAAACAUGGAGGAAAGUGCUAUUACUUCUCCAUCAGUCAAUCAUCCUGGAAACAGAGCAGAGAUGAGUGUAAAGCUAAAGGAGGAGACCUGGUAAAGAUAGACAGCAGGGAGGAGCAGGCAUUCCUGGAGAGAAGAGUGAGAGAACUAAUGAAAGAAGGUGAGGACAUGUUCUGGAUCGGACUGACAGACUCAGCAGUAGAGGGCAGAUGGUUGUGGGUGGACGGAUCACUACUGGAUGAAAGUUUGAAGUUUUGGGCUGGCAAAGAGCCAAACAACGUGACAGAGGGAGAUCGUGAUGGAGAGGACUGUGUGAGGAUGGGAGGGGAAUUUGAAAAUAAAGAUCUGAAGUGUUGGUUUGAUCAGUCCUGCUUAAAGCCUCAAAGAAGUAUUUGUGAGAAAGCAGGAGUAACUGUGUAA